Messenger RNA from Penicillium concentricum, 2271 nucleotides. RefSeq lists its product as uncharacterized. The coding region runs from base 1 to 2271 and encodes 756 amino acids. The transcript is spliced from 4 exons. The record is from RefSeq and is a predicted model, not a curated record. NCBI's taxonomy places the organism in Eukaryota, Fungi, Ascomycota, Eurotiomycetes, Eurotiales, Aspergillaceae.
AUGCCUGAUAGGGGCUCACUUGGCCAAGGUACCGAACUACUACCGAUUCCCAGUCCCCACAAGAGUGCAUACCACCUCCUUCAAAGUGCAUCACCAAAAGAUUCAGAACAAGACCCACUACAAGACUCAUCACACGAUGAGGAGCACGAAAGCUAUCUGAAACGAAGUAUUUUUCGUGAUGGCGCCCGGUUCGAAGGCUGGAAGUUCACCGUAUUUUUGGCGUUUAUAACGUCCUUGGUCGUUCUAUUCUUCAACAUUGGGCUUAUACUAUACACCGCUACACAUUCCAGGCAUGACGACCUAGAGCUCUACCCCAUUGAAUACCAGAGUGAAUAUUCCCAGGGCAAACACCACAUCAGAAACACUGUUUUGUACGAGGGCGACUGUGACACGGUGCACCGGUUAAGUACCGGCUUCCAUUUGCUGGUCAACUUGCUGAGUACAGCUCUAUUGAGUGCCAGCAACUUUGGAAUGCAAUGUCUAUCUGCUCCGACAAGGCGGGAUAUAGAUAAAGUACAUCAGAGCGGCAGAUGGCUCGAUAUUGGAGUGCCUAGUAUUCGCAACAUAUUCCGGGUAUCUCGAAGGCGCUCGGUAUUAUGGCUAUCCCUGGCAUUCUUAUCGCUCCCUUUUCACCUAAUGUACAAUUCCGCGAUCUACGAAACAACUGCUGUCCAUGCUUAUGAUAUAUUUGCUGGCCCUGCAUCCUUACCGCAGAUGGAUUGGACAGACGCGCAUUUAACAAAUAUUGAGAGCCAUCCACAAAAAAAGGAGAAACGAGAAUCCUUCCGAGAUUUAUUUUACGCAGCAGAGAACGAAACUCUUGACCGUUUAGAACCGUCUGAAUGCGUAGAUGGAUUUGCGCAGACCUUCCAGAAAUCAUACAGCAAAGUCUUGAUUGUGACCGAUGAUGUAAAGGGAAAUGAUUCAUAUGCCUUCAUCUACACAAACCCCGUAUUCAACCCAUACGAAUAUUUGGUCUCCCGUUUUGGUCCAUACGAUUGGCUAUGCCCCGUUAGUCUGGAACAUUGGAAGGAAUAUAACUGCAAUGUCAGCUCUCUUCCCCAUAUUCGAUCAAAGAUCACCAACAACGAGUGGACCGUCAGUGGCUACAAGAUUGACUACUGCCUAGCUGAGAAGCAGGAGCAGCAUUGCAAGCUGCAAUACUCGUUCACAACAACGAUGAUUGUGAUUGUGUUCAACAUAGGCAAGGCCGGCAUCCUGUUCUAUAUGUGGGUUCACAUACCCGAUACUGAUACCCCGAUCCUGACUAUUGGCGAUGCCAUUGCUUCCUUCCUACGCCGCCCGGACCAAUACACGCAAGGUGGUUGUCUACUUGCCUAUCGCAACGUGAAACGCCUGCACCGCGUCUCACCAAAAGCAUUGAAGAAAAGACCGCUGGAGGAAGCGAGGCCAUUUUCCGAGAAGCGGAGACGAUGGGGCUCAGCGCUCUCCCGUCGGCGGUGGAUAUUUAGUAUAUUCCUGUGGGGUAUUGCCAUCGCAGUCUGCAUUUGUCUUCUCGUAUACGGACUCACCCAGAUUGGACCAGGCGUGAACAUAUGGAAGGAACCACUAGGAACCACCGUGGCCGACACCCUGAUAACAGGCGCCGGCUGGCCAAACACAUUGGAACCGAACGUCCUCAUCGCCAACGCCCCACAACUGAUUUUCUCUUUCCUCUACUUCGGCUUCAACGGCCUCCUAACCACAAUGACCCUUGCGGCCGAAUGGAGUGGAUACGCCACGCACCGUAAAGGCCUCCGCGUCUCGAACAACGCGCAAUCUUCCCAGCGAAGCCAAUACUUCCUUUCAAUACCAUAUCGCUACUCAAUGCCGCUCCUGGCUACCGCAGUCAUUCUUCACUGGCUAAUCUCUCAAAGUCUGUUUAUGGUCGGGGUUGAAGCGUUUGACUCGGGAAUGCUUAGGGAUAUUAAAGCAGACCUGAUCACCUGCGGCUACUCGCCUGUGGCGAUAGUCAGUUCUACCGCAGUCGGAGGCUUCAUGUUAUUCUGCCUUUUGGGGCUGAGUUUCAAACGGUUUAAGACGGGAAUGCCGGUGGCGGGGAGCUGCAGCCUCGCAAUUUCUGCCGCGUGUCAUCCGGCCUUUGAUCCAAACGAAAAUAGAGUCCUACGAUCGGAUAUUGGGGAUGAGGAUAUGGCGCUUUUGCCGAUUAAGUGGGGGGUGGUGGCGGCACCAGUCGAUGGCCAUGUCGGACAUUGCAGUUUCACCUCGGAGUAUGUCGAUCUGCCCAUGAAAGGAAAGGUAUACAGGUGA